GUGGUCAGUUGCUCGCUGGCACUCUUUCUCGACGGUUGUGUUCGUUCGUUGAUCAUUCCAGACAAGGAAUGCCAAUACUCAUUGCUGUUUUAGUGCAGAAAAAAGCGCGCGGUCCUGCGGGAUAUAUUUUGUGUUGUUGUGCUUAUAAACAGCACACCCAGUAAGCUAUAAAGAACAAGGAUACUAAAAAGGAUAUCUGCAGAUGAUAAUUUUAUUGAAAACGCCAAUAAUUGUGCAUUGGAAACAUAAUUAACAAUAAAAGUCUUUUUUUAAACAAUAAAAAUAAAAAAUUUAAAAAUAUUGCAAAACAUUGAUAAAUUCUAAGUGAAUAAAGAUAACAUUGCCAAUAAAGGAUAUUGUGCCGUAGUAGUUGAACACCCCCAAUAAAAUGGAUUUAUCAGGGCGGUCUCGAUUACCGCCUUUGAUAGCACUCUUAAUCAUAGUUUGUGUGCAGACUUCUCAAGCCAGAUUUUUCGGAGAUAGACUUAAGCGGCAGAAUGGUGCCAACAUGUAUUUACCAGCUAGUUCGAUAGUUCCCGGUGGCGAGGGAGAUGACCCCAACGAAUGGACCGAAUGGAGUUCUCCAUCAGAAUGUUCACGUUCCUGCGGCGGUGGUGUUUCCUACCAAACAAGAGAAUGCCGGAGGACGGGGCCAGACGGAUCGCCUAUGUGUAGCGGCGGCAAUCGUCGCUACUUCUCCUGCAACACCCAAGACUGCCCCGAGGAUGAGCCCGAUUUCAGAUCUCAGCAGUGUGCGCGAUUCAAUAACGUACCUUUCGAUGGCAUCUUCUACAAUUGGGUACCCUAUAAAAGUGCUCCAAAUCCCUGCGAACUGAACUGUAUGCCAAAAGGUGAACGAUUCUAUUACCGCCACAAGGCCAAGGUUAUCGACGGUACUCGUUGCAACGACGAAGAUCUGAAUGUGUGUGUCGAUGGCCAGUGCUUGCCGGUGGGCUGCGACAUGAUGUUGGGUUCGAAUGCCAAGGAAGACAAGUGCCGCCAGUGUGGAGGAGAUGGAACUACGUGCCGCACACUCAAGGAUCGCUUUACAACCAACAAUUUGGCUACCGGCUACAAUGACAUUCUGCUGGUGCCAAGUGGAGCCACCAAUAUUCGUAUUACGGAAACUGCUCCGUCCAAUAAUUACCUGGCCUGUCGCAACCUCACCAGCCACUACUACUUGAACGGCAACUGGCGUAUCGAUUUCCCUAGGCCAAUGUUCUUCGCUGGCUCCUGGUGGACAUACCAACGCAAACCACAUGGAUUUGCCGCCCCCGACCAGUUGACUUGCCGCGGUCCCAUUACAGAAUCGAUUUAUAUUGUUGUCCUGGUUCAGGAUAAAAACGUCAGCGUCGACUACGAGUACAGCAUUCCCCAGACAGUUAUUUCGAACACACCCGCUGUUUACAACUGGACGCACAUGGAGUUCGGUCCAUGCAGUGCUUCCUGUGGUGGUGGUGUCCAACACCGCAACGUAAGUUGCAACAAUCGCUUCAAUUUAGACCGUGUUGACGACCACUUCUGCGACGAAAGGACAAAACCGGUUGAAAGUCAAGAAUGUGGAACUGAACCAUGUGCUCCCCAUUGGCAAACGGCAGAAUGGGGCAAGUGUUCCAAGGGCUGUGGUUCGGAUGGUGUGCAAAAUCGUACUGUGACUUGUGAGAGAAUAUCGCCAACUGGAGAACGCACUGUGGAGGAUGACGCCGUCUGCCUGCAAGAAGUUGGCAACAAACCAGCCACGGAGCAGGAAUGUAAUCGCGAUGUAAAGAAUUGUCCCAAAUACCAUUUGGGUCCAUGGUCACCGUGUGACAAAUUGUGCGGAGAGGGCAAGAAGACCCGUAAAGUUACCUGUUACAUCGAAGAGAACGGUCGCAAACGAGUGCUGAGCGACGAAGAUUGUGUUGAGGAGAAACCAGAGACAGAGACGACAUGCAUGUUAGCUCCUUGUGAGGGAGUUGAUUGGAUAAUUUCCCAAUGGAGCGGGUGCGAUGCAUGUGGUCAAACCACAGAAACACGUACCGCAAUUUGUGGAUCAAAAUCAGGAAAAGUGUAUCCUGACGAAUUUUGUGCUCCGGAAGUUCCCCUCCUUUCAAGACCAUGUGAAUCGAAGAAAUGCAAAACCCAGUGGUUUACCUCGGAAUGGAGUAAGUGUUCUUCUCCUUGUGGCAAAGGCGUUCAAUCCCGCGUUGUUCUCUGCGGAGAGUUUGACGGAAAUACCGUCACAAAAGUUACUGAUGAGUCGAAAUGCGAUGCUGCCAUGAAACCGGAAGCAUCCAAGGAAUGCGAAGGAGAAGAAAAGGAAUGUCCAGGCCAAUGGUUUACAGGUCCUUGGGGAGAAUGUAGCAAGCUAUGCGGUGGUGGUGAAAGACAGCGCGAGGUGAUGUGUUUGGCAAAUGGAACCAAAUCCGACAACUGUGACAAAAACAAAAUCGAAGCCUUAUCGGAGAAAUGUAACACACAAGCUUGUACAGAUGACGAAGUCUUGCCUGUUGACAGUGCGGACAAAGAAAUUUCCGAUGACGAUGAGGAAGAUUGCGAAGAUGAGGAAGAGGAAGACGUUAAAGUUGUUACAGCUAAGAUGAGUGAGGAUCUGAAGAUCUCAGACGGAAUUGAACUGGACGAAGAAACAACUGUUUCCUCAUUCAUUACCGACGAACUUAUGAUGAGUGACAGCACUCCUCCAACAGAUACCACGGAUGAAGCUGCAUCGACUGACGCUCCCUUAACGACAGUUGAGGGUUCUGGUGAUGCCACCGAAAGCACUUCUUUAUCGUCCAUGGAUACUGAGGAAGGUAGUGGAGAUAUGGAAACAACUUCCGAAUCUGGUGUCACUGAAUCACAAACUGGAUCUACAGAAGGUUCCGUUGGCACAGAAGAUACAACGGUUGAUCUAUUGGAGACAACUGGUUCAUCCAGCACUGACGAAACUACAGAUGCACCGGUUACUGAUUCGACCGACUCGUCCGCCUCAACAGAAUCCUCCACAGAUCUUACAAAGGAACCUGAGGGUGUCUCGGGAUCGACACAGGACUUUACUGAAGAAAGUACGGAAUCACCUGGCACUACAGAUGGUGUUACCGAGGCAACAGGAUCCACUGAUGUGUCAUCAUCUACUGAUGCUACCCAAACUACCGACAUUACUUCCAGUACUGAUGCUUCUGAACCGACCGGCGCAACAGGAUCUUCAACCGAUGUCUCAGGUUCAACAGAGGCAUCGACUGAAUCGUCUACCACCAUUGACGUUAGCGACACCACUGAUGCUACAGAUUCAACCGCUGCUUCGGUCUCAACUGAUGCUUCAGACUCAACUGAUGCUACAUCGUCGACAGAUGUUUCGGACACUACUGACGCACCUGCCUCAACUGACGCUUCAAGCUCAACCGAAAAUUCCGCCGCUACUGAAGAUUCCACUACGAGCGAUACUUCGACUGAGACAUCCGCAUCCACUUUAAGCGAUGUCACCGAAACUACUUCCAGUGACAUCACCGAUCCGACGGAUACUACACCAAGCGAUACCACACCCCCAACCGACACUACACCAAGCGAUACGACACCUUCAACCGACACAACAGCAAGUGAUGCCACAUCCUCAACCGAUGCCUCAUCCUCAACCGACGCCACAAGCGAUACCACUCCUUCAAGUGACGCCACGACCGAAGAAUCUGGUUCCACCGGUGUGUCAGAAACAACUACCGCCGCCUCUUCAGAUGCUACAGACGUGUCGGGUACCACAGACGUUUCUGCCUCCACAGAUGUUUCAGGCUCAACCGACCCAUCUACAUCGACUGAAGGUUCCGACUCAACGACGGAUGUUUCUGAGUCCACUGACUCUUCAGGUUCUACCGAAGCUUCAACAGCAACAGAAACAACGGAUAGCUCAGACACUACCGACGUGUCCGGUAGCACAGAAAGCUUUGUUUCUACAGACGCUUCGGCAUCAACAACAGAUUCCAGCGAUUCAACUGACGAAUCAAGCUCCACAGAUGAAUCAACAGAAUCUUCUGGUUCUACUGUCACUGAGGCAGAAGCAACAUUGUCUACUGAUGAAACCUCAGAGUCAUCUCCUGCCGCGUCCACAGCCUCUACAGACGUCGGAUCCACAGACUUUAGUUCGACCAUUGCUACCGACAUCACGGACACCACCACAGACUCUGGAAUAUCUACCAGUACCGAAGCUGCCGAAGACACCACAACUGAUGCCAGUGGACAAACGACCUCAUCGGAUACAACUGGGCUUUCCGAUGUUACAACAGAGACAGGCUCAGAAGCCACCACAUCCGGAUCGGACACAACUAGCGCCGAAUCAAGUGAAACUACAACAUCAUCCCAAGACUUAUCGACCUCAUCAGACGUUUUCGAUUCCACGACCGAAAGCUCUGGUGACACUUCACUCUCAACUGACGAGGCUACUACGGUUGACAUUUGGACUUCCGAAGAUGAUGAGUUCGAGAAGAGUACUCCCAAUACUCUCCAGGCAGUCAUUACCAAGGAAACUAGGCCCAGAAAAUGUAAGCGCAAGAAGCCUAAAGAUUGCAGUAAGACAAAAUAUGGUUGCUGUCCAGAUGGCAAGAGUCUUGCUAAAGGUCCAUUCGACGAAGGUUGUCCCAUUCCCAAGACUUGUAAAGACACCGAAUUUGGUUGUUGUCCCGAUGGUGUUUCUCCAGCCGCGGGCAGCAACAACGAAGGAUGUCCCAAGUCACAAUGUGCCGAAACAUUGUUCGGAUGUUGUCCAGACAAGUUCACACCAGCUGAGGGCGAGGACGAUGAAGGCUGUCCUGAACCAACUACCGAACCUCCAACAACGACUACCGAAAUGCCUGAAGAAGAAACGACAAUGUCGACUGAACCAGCACUCGAGAACUAUGUGUCAACUGAAGAACCUGAAUCUAGCGAGUCUACCGAAGUUCCCGAAACAACUGAGGCUCCAGCUACACCCGAAAUCAUUCAGUCAUGUUCCUUUGCAGAGUUUGGAUGCUGUCCUGAUGGUACUACUGAGGCUACUGGUCCUGACUUUGCAGGUUGCGAUGCUCCUACUCUUACCAGUUCUACGGACUGUAGAUCCUCGGAAUUCGGUUGCUGUCCAGAUGGUCGCACUGCUGCCUCAGGCCCCAACUAUCAGGGAUGCCCAGCUUGCACUCACGAACCUUUCGGUUGUUGUCCAGACAAUGAAACUCCGGCUCACGGUUCAAUGGGUGAAGGUUGUUGUUUGAACUCGGUCUACGGAUGUUGUCCCGAUAACAUCAACAGCGCCCGUGGCCCCAACUUCGAAGGCUGCGAGUGCCAGUACGCUCCAUACGGAUGUUGUCCAGACAACAAAACGGCUGCCCUUGGACCAAAUAACAAGGGCUGCGACUGCGAAAGUUCUCAGUUCGGAUGUUGCCCAGAUAAACUUACUGCGGCCCAAGGAAGCAACUUUGAAGGAUGUGCCUGUCACACGUUCCAAUUUGGCUGCUGUCCCGACGGCAUUACAGUUGCACAAGGACCCCAGCAGCAAGGCUGUCACUGCUUACAGACACCGUUCAAAUGCUGUCCAGAUGAAAAGACACCGGCCAAGGGCUGGAACUUCGAAGGAUGCACAUGCCUGGAGAGCAAGUAUGGCUGCUGUCCCGAUGGUGUCACCUCUGCCCAAGGAAGCAAAUUUGAAGGUUGUGAAAAUGUCAAGGAACCACCCCAGAAGGCGUGUGGACUGCCCAAGGAGACCGGUCCCUGCGGUGACUUCAGCAUCAAAUACUUCUUCGACACAUCCUACGGCGCAUGCGCCAAGUUCUGGUACGGAGGCUGUGAAGGUAAUGGAAAUCGCUUUGAAAGUGAAUCUGAGUGCAAGGAAACUUGCCAGGAAUACACCGGCAAGGAGGCCUGUUAUCUGCCCAAGAGUUCUGGUCCUUGCACCGGCGACCUUACUAAGUGGUACUUUGAUGCCGAGCGCGGCCGUUGCGAGCAGUUCAAAUACGGUGGCUGCUUCGGUACCAACAACCGUUUCGAUACGAAGGAAGAAUGCCAAUCGUUCUGUGCAGUUAGUGAGACUACACCUCCCUGCGAUCAGCCGAUGGACGAAGGACCAUGUGAGGGCAACUUUGAACGCUGGUACUAUGACAAUCAGACCGAUGUAUGCCGUCCAUUCCGAUAUGGCGGCUGCAAGGGCAACAAGAACAACUAUCCCACGGAAUAUGCCUGCAACUACCACUGUCGCCAGCCCGGAGUCCACAAAGAUUAUUGCUCGCUACCCAAGCAAACCGGUGACUGCAGCGAGAAACAUCCACGUUGGCAUUACAGCGAGACCGAGAAGAAGUGUCUGCCCUUCUACUACACGGGCUGCGGCGGAAACAAGAACAAUUUCCCCUCAUUGGAGUCGUGCGAGGUCCAUUGUCCCAAGGAAGUCGCCAAGGAUAUAUGCGAAAUACCAGCUGAGACAGGCGGUUGCGACAACUACCAACCCAUGUGGUACUACGACACGAAACACCAACGCUGCCGGGAAUUCUACUAUGGAGGAUGCGGUGGCAACGAGAAUAAGUUCGCUUCGGAAGAGAGCUGUAUGCGCCGUUGUGAAAAGAAACCCGAACCAAAGCCUCAGCCUCAGCCAGAGCCCGAACAGCCAGCAGUCAGUACAAAUGUCUGUGAUGAACCACCGGCUCAGGGACCAUGCGGAAACUUUACCCUCAAUUGGCACUACGAUAGAGAGCGCGGCCAAUGCAGACAAUUCUACUAUGGUGGCUGUGAAGGAAACGGUAAUCGAUUCGAAACCGAAGAAGACUGUGCACGAAAAUGUAUUAGCCAGGCUGAACCUGAACCCCAGCCUCAGCCUCAGCCCGAGUCGCGUCCUGUUGAGAAAGCAGAACCAGAAACUGUGGAAGAUAAUAUCUGUCUGCUGGGCCAGGAUAUGGGUGAUUGUGACGACUAUAGCGUCAUGUGGUACUUCGAUUCGCAGGAGUCGCGCUGUAACGUUUUCUACUAUGGCGGUUGUGGCGGCAAUGGUAACCGCUUCGCCACCAAAGAGGAAUGUGACCGACGUUGUUUGGCCGAAUCUGAACCUGAGGAUCUGGGCAAUCGAUUUGGUGCACCUGAACCUGAACCAGAACCCGAAGUAGAGAGUAGUCCUGAGGUGGAGAGUAGCAACAAGUGCUUCCUUCCCGUUGCCCACGGAAACUGCUUGGAGAACGAGGUGCGCUGGUAUUAUAACAGCGAAGAUGGUGUGUGCGAUCGCUUUGUCUACACCGGCUGUGGUGGCAAUGCCAACAACUAUGCCACCGAAUCCGAGUGUGAAGACGAAUGCUUCGCAGUUCACAACACCUGUCAGCUGCCGGCUCUUUCGGGCAACUGCAACGAAACAAUGAUCAGAUGGCACUUCAGUGAGGCCGAAGGCAGAUGUCUCGAGUUUGAGUUCAGCGGAUGUCGCGGUAAUCGCAACAAUUUCGUCACCGAACGGGAAUGUGUGUCGAUGUGCGGCGGUGAGGAGUCACAGCCCCAACCCGAACCCCAGCCUGCAUACUCGGUGUGCGAUCUUCCCAUGGAAGCUGGAGAAUGCGACAACAGCACCACAGCCUGGCACUACGACAGAGAAAGCUCGUCCUGUGUGGCCUUCACCUAUACCGGAUGUGGCGGCAACGGCAAUCGAUUCCUGUCGCGAGAACAAUGCGAACGCCAGUGCGGCGAAUUCAAGGGAGUUGAUGUCUGCAACGAGGAGGUCUCGUCCGGACCCUGUCGCCAGUGGCAGACGCGCUUCUACUUCAACAAAGAGUCGCGUACAUGUGAAGCUUUUACCUACGGCGGCUGCCAAGGUACCGCAAAUCGUUUCGAGAGUCGCGCCGAAUGUGAGGCCCGAUGCAUUAUCGGCCAGGAACCGACGUACACUGACACCAAAGAUAUCUGCAAGCAACAAGUGGACGUGGGACGCUGCAAUGGUGAGGCACUCACCGAACGGCGCUGGUAUUACGACGAUGCUCGCGGCAAUUGCGUGUCGUUCAUUUAUUCGGGUUGCGCUGGCAACCAGAAUAACUUCCGAUCCUAUGAAUCUUGUUAUAACUACUGCGCAAAAGCCGAACCAGCGGUUAAUGAGGUGUUGCCUGUCAAUCGAUGCGAGCAGUACGAAAACGAAUGCGCCGCCCUUUCCUGUCCGUAUGGAAAGCACCGGGUUGCCGUCGACGAGGAAUGUUCCCGAUGCGAAUGUGACAAUCCAUGUGCUGACUACGAGUGUCCCGAUGGUCAGCAGUGUGCGGUGGAGGUGUCCAACGAAAGAUCUGGAGAAUUCAAGCCCGAAUGCCGUCUCAUCAACAAACCUGGCAUCUGUCCUCGUUUGACCGCCAGCGAUGGAGUGUGCGGUCGCGAAUGCAACACCGACGCCGACUGCCGUGAAAACAACAAAUGCUGCAGCAACGGAUGUGGAUUUGUGUGUGUGCACCCAGCCGUACCCACCAGACCGACAACAGCACCCACAACUCCAGCUCCGGUUGUGGUGUACCCAGAAGACGUGAAGGCAUCUCUUGUUCCCAAGGAAAAGGCCGAAACCGAUGUUAAUACUCCAUUGGGUGGUAUUGCUGUGCUCAGAUGCUUUGCUACGGGCAAUCCAGCGCCAAAUGUCACCUGGUCCCGCAACAAUGUUGUGGUCGACACCAACCAAGGACGUUAUGUUUUGACAUCCAGUGGCGAUUUGACAAUUGUGCAAGUGCGUCAAACCGACAGUGGCUCCUAUGUGUGCUUGGCCAGCAAUGGCUUAGGCGAGCCGGUGAGGCGUGAAAUUGAAUUGCAAGUGACAGAUCCCGUUCCAAUGCCUGCUUAUGUGUAUGGCGACAAGAAUGUCACACAGAUCGUUACACUGAACAGACCCGCGGUGGUGCGCUGUCCGGCUGGUGGUCAUCCCGAACCGAUGGUCCAUUGGUGGCGCAAUCGCAGUCGCCUGCCGUUGUUGAGUUCUCGCUUCGAAUUGGCCCGCGACUAUUCGUUGACGUUCCGUUCCGUGCAAUUAACCGAUUUGGGUCCAUACACCUGUGAGGCAUGGAACCGUCUCAGUGUUCGGCCAUCGUCGAUAAAGGUAACGCUGGUCGCCGUUGGUCCGGUGCGAGCUGCAAACAACGACGAGUCGGAAUAUUUGAAAUAUAUCAUUGAACCACCAAAGGCGCCGGUAAGUCAAGUGCCCACGUACCCAUACAGGCCGACUAGACCACCAGCAGUGCCACCACCAUACGUUGUUGUUGUGCCCGUCAAUGCCGUCAUUGGCAAGGAUCCUUCGAAUACCUACCAGCCCGGUUCCACUGUUGCCUUCAGCUGUUCCGUUCAAGGAUAUCCAACUCCAAAUGUGACCUGGACGAAGGAUGGCCUGCCAUUGGUGCCCAGCGAACGGGUCCAAAUAUCAGUUCGUGAACCUUAUCGCGUGAUUAUCAACAAUGUCAGUACCACUGAUUCCGGCAAAUAUGGUUGCAAGGCUGCCAAUGCUGUCAGCUAUAGUUUCAGCGAGGAGAAUAUAAACAUCGAAUCUACCAUCCCAUUGAAUCCCGAGUGCAUCGACAAUGGCCACUUCGCCAAUUGCAAUCUGAUCGUAAGGGGACGUUACUGCAAGAACAAAUAUUAUGCCAAAUUCUGUUGUAGGUCGUGUGCCCUGGCUGGUCAGCUCUGAGGUCUUUCCGCUGGAAGUCCAUUGACCCACUUACGACU
Molecule: messenger RNA, 9645 nt
Organism: Musca domestica (house fly)
Lineage: Eukaryota; Metazoa; Arthropoda; Insecta; Diptera; Muscidae
Gene: Ppn
Product: papilin
Exons: 18
Coding region: 389-9607 (3072 amino acids)
Biological process (GO): extracellular matrix organization
Cellular component (GO): extracellular matrix; extracellular region
Molecular function (GO): serine-type endopeptidase inhibitor activity; metalloendopeptidase activity
Source: RefSeq, a predicted model, not a curated record